CAGGAUAAAUGAUACAAUAAAAAAAAAAGCCUUUUUUUUACUCUUUCUUUCUUUUUAUUUUCUCUCUCGCUCUCUCUCCCUUGACAAUAAACAAUCAUUUUGAAUACAAUGAGUCAUAAAGAAUAUUAUCAAAAACUUUCACUUCCUCCAACACCAACAACACCUUCACAAAAAGACAAACAACUAUUGUUUCAAGAAACUAGUUACGAACUAAAUCUCCGACACUUAAUAUCAGAAGUGGAGUCUGCAGAUAUUCAAAGUCGUCUUCAGGCUGCAAUAGAUAAAGUGAUGAUGGACUGGGCUGAUAAAUACGAUGCCUUAGCCGAUUCAGUCCAUCAGCUUGAACGUUCUAAAGCAAUGUUGGAGCAUCGCUUAAGCUCACAAUCACAGCAUUAUGAGCGAUGUCUACGAGAAAUGCAAAUGUAUUACAAGUCACAACAAAGCAGCCAUCAAAGGCGUAGAUCAUCCAUUCCUUUCUCAAGUAACAUAAGCUGUGUCUCUUGCAAAAGCUAUCUUUCUUCAAGUUCAGCAAGGUCUUCUUCAUGCGCUUCUUCUAUACAUACAUCUUUCUCCAUGUUGGAAGAAGCAGUGGUGGAACCUAACUUUUAUGACCAAGAAACUAUAGAGGAAUUGAGCACAGACCUCGAUGUUUAUUCAUCCAUUAUAGCAGAUGAAACGCAAGAAAGUUUACCAGAGAGCAGUAAAAUAACAAACAACGAUAGCCAAGCAACCAUCACGAAAGCCGCGGUUCCUAUAGCUUCAGAAGACGUGUUGGUCUUUGCUUGUGGCGAUGGGUUCUGGAAUACGAUUGCUCGAGGGAAAGCAAAUAAACCUGAAGUAAUUACACUUGUGGGGUAAAGAAAGGAGAGUUUCCAUAAAAAGUUAAGAAUAAUCUUUUUUAUAAACACAAUAGAAACUAUCUUCGUCGUGCGGGGAAUCCUAAUGUGGCAAAGAAUUCUGAUACGGUCAAGAGCGUCAA
Messenger RNA from Gilbertella persicaria, 979 nucleotides. RefSeq lists its product as uncharacterized. The record is from RefSeq and is a predicted model, not a curated record. The transcript has a single exon. The coding region runs from base 109 to 858 and encodes 249 amino acids. NCBI's taxonomy places the organism in Eukaryota, Fungi, Mucoromycota, Mucoromycetes, Mucorales, Choanephoraceae.